Molecule: messenger RNA, 2280 nt
Organism: Prunus dulcis (almond)
Lineage: Eukaryota; Viridiplantae; Streptophyta; Magnoliopsida; Rosales; Rosaceae
Product: protein NRT1/ PTR FAMILY 4.5-like
Exons: 6
Coding region: 78-2090 (670 amino acids)
Biological process (GO): transmembrane transport; regulation of apoptotic process
Cellular component (GO): membrane
Molecular function (GO): transmembrane transporter activity
Source: RefSeq, a predicted model, not a curated record
GGUAGCUCUCAUUCUGCUGUCCUUGUUCAUGUUUCCUCUUGGACAAUCCUUGACAAUGUCUUGGGAAUCUCUUACACAUGAAGUCGGCAAUGUUAUGGCAAAACAUGCACCAACAUUCCAACAAAUUAAAGGGCAUUAUGGGCAUGACAAUUGGUCGUUACAUAACUUCCCCCAUUAGCCUCACGUCCUUCUAUGUGAAUCCUUAUAUAUACAAACCUCAGUUUCAAUUUGCUUCUCAACCAUUUUCUCAAGUACACAUCGUAACCUCUUCUCUUAAGCACCAGAGAUCACAGCAUAUCCUUGUAGCUCGAUCGAUGGAUAAACUUGAGCUUGUUGAAGACAAGGUGGAUUGGAAGGGAAGGUCGGCUGUGAAAUAUAAACAUGGAGGAAUGAGAACUGCUGUGCUCAUACUAGCAACAUUUGGUUUUGAGAACAUGGCAACUUUUGCCCUGGCUGUGAACUUGGUUACAUACUUCAAUGGGGUCAUGCACUUUGAACUAGCAGAUGCAGCUAACCAGCUUACCAACUACAUGGGAACUGGUUAUAUUCUCUCCAUUAUCGUGGCCAUCCUUGCAGACACCUUCUUUGGCAGAUUCAAAACUCUUCUCACUUCCGGAUGCUUCGAGUUUGUGGGACUAGCACUACUAACUGUGCAAGCUCACUACCCCAAACUGAGGCCACCACUCUGUAAUGUGUUUGAUCCAACUGCUAUGUGUGAGAAAGUUGGUGGUGGAAAUGCUGCACUGCUUUUUAUUGCUCUCUACAUGUUGGCUGCUGGGGCUGCCGGGAUCAAGGCCACAUUGCCAUCACAUGGUGCUGAUCAGUUUGAUGAAAAAGACCCAAGAGAGGCGAGGCAGAUGUCCAGUUUCUUCAACUUGCUGUUGCUGGCAGUGUGCUUGGGUGGUGCAGUCAGUUUGACACUAAUUGUGUGGAUCCAAGAUAAUAGAGGAUGGGAUUGGGGCUUCGGGUUCUCCACAAUUGCCAUGUUCUUGGGUGUGGUCAUCUUUUUUGCAGGAUUGCCCUUGUACCGGAUACAACCUAUCAGAGGAACUAGUGCCAUAGUUGAAAUUAUACAGGUGUAUGUUGCAGCCAUCCGUAACAGAAACCUUAGCCUUCCUGAGGACCCUGCAGAUUUGUAUGAGAUUAACAAAGACAAGGAAGCUGCUCUUGAAGAAGAAUUUCUACCUCACAGAUCCAUUUUUAGAUUUUUGGACAAAGCAGCCAUCCAACCAUCAACAACAGGGCAAGUUGAUGAACAGCAGCCUCCAAACCCAUGGAAGCUCUGCAGAGUGACCCAAGUGGAAAACGCAAAAAUCAUACUAGGCAUGGUCCCUAUAUUCGGCUGCACAAUUAUAAUGACCCUUUGCCUGGCUCAGCUCCAAACCUUCUCAAUCCAACAGGGCCUCACCAUGGACACAAGCAUCACCAAAUCCUUCAAAAUCCCACCAGCCUCACUCCCCAUCAUCCCAGUUCUGUUCCUGAUCAUCAUAAUCCCUGUCUACGAUCGCAUCUUUGUGCCGAUAGCAAGCAAAUUUACCGGCAUACCUUCCGGCAUAACCCACCUGCAGCGCAUAGGGGUAGGACUAAUCCUGUCCUGUGUCUCCAUGGCUGUGGCUGGCAUCAUGGAAGUGAAGAGAAAAGAUGUGGCAAGAGACCACAACAUGCUGCUAGCAAGGCCAGUGCUUCAGCCACUGCCCAUCAGCACAUUCUGGCUCUCUUUCCAGUACUUCAUAUUUGGAAUUGCAGACUUGUUCACUUAUGUGGGGCUUCUUGAGUUUUUCUACUCAGAGGCGCCUAUGGGCUUGAAAUCUAUCUCAACUUGCUUUCUGUGGAGCUCCAUGGCACUUGGGUAUUUUUUCAGCACCAUAUUGGUGAAGAUUGUGAAUGGUGCAACAAAGGAUGUGACAAGAAGCGGAGGUUGGUUGGCUGGGAACAACAUCAACUUGAACCACUUGAAUCUUUUCUAUUGGUUGCUUUCUUUCAUGAGCUUGAUCAACUUCAUUGUCUAUGUGUUUGUUGCUAAGAGGUACAAAUACAGGCCUGGGAGCCCCAUCCUGCUCUCAAAACAGAACAAGAAAAUUGAGGAAUGACUUCUCAUCCUGAUCACCAGGAUCCAAGAAGAAAUACUAAAUAUAUGUUGAUAAUUUAAUGUAAUGUCAUGUGUGAAAAGUUGGAUAGUUUCAAUAUGAUGAUUUAGGCCUAGGACGUUUGCUUUCCUUUCCAGCUACUACUUCUUGUGUUCAUCCUCAAUGAAAAUCAUGGUGAGUUUCGAUUAUUCCC